Molecule: messenger RNA, 777 nt
Organism: Trametes versicolor FP-101664 SS1
Lineage: Eukaryota; Fungi; Basidiomycota; Agaricomycetes; Polyporales; Polyporaceae
Exons: 4
Coding region: 1-777 (258 amino acids)
Biological process (GO): peptidyl-lysine dimethylation
Molecular function (GO): protein-lysine N-methyltransferase activity
Source: RefSeq, a predicted model, not a curated record
AUGGCGGACAUGGAUGACUUCCUGAGCGAUACCGCCGCCUUGUAUGGUGACACUGUGCCGUUGGACGAUGGGAUGAUUAGAUACGGACCGCUCGUUUUGACGGUCGCGCCGAAGGCGAACACGCUCCUGGCAGACCAUCUAUUCUCGCCCUCGCUCCUCCUAGCGGAGCUGAUCGAGCGAGGGAUUAUUUCCCUCUCCAAUAAAACGGUCGUCGAACUCGGGGCCGGCUGCGCCCUGCCCUCGCUGCUCUCUUCCACCCUGUCCGACCCACCCAGCUUGGUGGUAAUCACAGACUACCCGGACGACACGAUCAUGAAAAACCUUACCGCGAACGUCGAGCGGAACCGCCCGCACGUGAACGACAAAUGCACCGUGCACGCACGCGGCUACGAGUGGGGCCAGGACGUCGCCCCCCUUCUGGACAUCGCAUCGGCGCACACCCCCAACGACCGCGCCCCCGGCUUCGACGUCGUCAUCCUCUCCGACCUCCUGCACUUCGACCGCUCGCACGACGUGCUCCUCCAGUCCCUCCUCACGCUCCUCCGGCGCGCCCCCGCCGCGCGCGCGUACGUCGCCGCGGGCACGUACACCGCCCCGCAUAUAUGCGCGCACUUCGUCAGCGCGGCUGCGGAAGCGGGCAUCGUGCUCGAGGAGGGCGAGGUGGAGCCGGUGUGGCGGGGCGCGCUGGGGGUGUCCGGCGGGGGGCUGGAUCGGGAGCAGUUGGGCGUGAGGAAGGGGAUGUCGAGGUGGUGGGUGGGGAGGUGGGCGGAUGUCUAG